AUGCCAACUUUCGCUGUCAGACCGAGGAACUACUGCUACAUUCUUGUACGUUUCACCGGCAACUCGAUCUGCAUAGUCUGCGGCCUGUUGAGCCUGUUCCAGCCGAAACACGCACUUGAUCUUCCCUCCUCACGCCUGAUCUUCCCUUCUCCCGCUUUCCGUCAGGCUACCCUUUGCCUUGUCGGGCUCAUCUUCAGCCUCGCCUGCCCUCCUCGGCCAGUCGGGCAGAUCGCGUCUGAAGCGACCCAAGUCGGGCGGUCAGUCGGCAGCUGUACCCGCCUCAACCUCGAUCCCGACGCCGAUCGCGACCUCGAUCCCGACCCCAAUCCCGACGCCGAUCGCGAACUCGAUCGCGACCUCGAUUCCGAUCUCGCCCUCGGCCGCCGGGGCUCAGGAGGCAUGCGACCCGAAGAGUCCGUCCGCCGGCUCGGUUGUCAAGCCGACCAAGUUGGGCCGGACAAG
Messenger RNA from Protopolystoma xenopodis, 462 nucleotides. NCBI's taxonomy places the organism in Eukaryota, Metazoa, Platyhelminthes, Monogenea, Polystomatidea, Polystomatidae. The record is from the annotation of a GenBank genome assembly.